UGCAACAGUGCAACCAAACAGUUCUGUCGUUGCUAACUUGCUACCUCUAGCAGUCGGCGGAGUCUUACAGAUGACAGUACCGAGCUCCGCCGGACGGAGACGGUGCGGUAAAAUAUUUUCGUAUCUCCAUUGACAGGAGUUAUGGAGCUGUGAGUCUGCUCUGCAAAUUGCCUCCUUAUGAAGAAUGUCCAUCUUUUACUGUCACACAGGCAGCCUAGGGAUUGAAUAGAGGAGAAGCACCAUGUACUCAGACUGGCGGUCCCUGCACCUGGCGGUGCUGAGCGACCAGGGUCACCUGAGCGUCCUCCACAGCUACCCUCCGGUGGUGGGCCGCGAGGUGGCCAACGCGGUGGUGCGCCCCCUGGUGGCGGCUCCAGUCUCCGACAGCUUCCUCAAAACCGACAAAGAGGUAAAAUGGACCAUGGAGGUUCUGUGCUAUGGCCUGACCCUCCCUCCGGACAGCGAGACGGUGAAGCUGUGCGUGGACGUGUACACGGAAUGGAUGAGCGCUCUGAGCUCUCCCCGCGGCUCCACCCCCCAGCCCAUCGUCAAGGAGCCCAACCUGUAUGUGCAGGCCAUCCUCAAACACCUGUUCAACCUCUUCCAGCCCAGGUCGGAGCAGUACAGCCCCAGUCACUAUCGGCUGUGCCACCAGGUGCUGUUGGCGGUGCAGAGGCUUGCGCGGGAGUCUGGCAGCAUGGUGCGGGAGACCUGGGAGGUGCUGCUCCUCUUCCUCCUGCGCAUCAGCGACACGCUGCUGGCUCCGCCCACAGUGGGAGGUGGAAUCGCUGAGAAGCUGGCGGAGAAGCUGGUGAGCGUGCUCCUGGAGGUGUGGCUCCUGGCCUGCGCUCGCUGUUUCCCCACCCCGCCCUACUGGAAAACCGCCAGAGAGAUGCUGGCUAACUGGAGACACCACUCCCCAGUGGUGGAGCAGUGGAGCAAGGUCAUCUCCGCCCUCACUUCCAGGCUUUUGCGGUUCACCUACGGUCCGUCGUUCCCUCUGUUCAAAGUUCCGGACGAGGACGCCAACCUGAUUCCGGCUGAGAUGGACAACGACUGCGUGGCUCAGACCUGGUUCCGCUUCCUGCACAUGCUGAGCAACCCGGUGGACCUGAGCAACCCGGCCAUCGUGAGCACCACGCCCAAAUUCCAGGAGCAGCUCCUGAACGUGAGCGGGGUGCCCCCAGAGAUCGUCCAGCACCCCUGCCUCAAGCAGCUCCCACACAUCUUCUUCAGGGCCAUGCGCGGGGUCAGCUGCCUGGUGGACGCCUUCUUAGGUGUCUCCCGGCUCAAGUCGGACAGCGCCCCCCCCACCCCCGUCAACAGACUGAGCAUGACCCAGCCCCCCGCCGCCACGGCAACCACGCCCCCGCACAGCCGCAAACACAGGCCCACCGUGGUCAUCAAAAACUCCAACAAGGGCUCCACGGGAAACAUCUCCCACCCUAAAGUGUCACAGCAGAGCUCCACCUCUCCGCUGUCCAGUCCCAGUCAGGCCAGCUUGGAGCCCCGCCCCCUGCCCGCCCCUUCCAGGCCAAAGGUCAACAGCAUCCUCAACCUCUUCGGCCAGUGGCUAUUCGACGCCGCUCUAGUGCACUGCAAGCUCUACAACGGCGUCAACAAGGACCACAGCAUGACCGCCCUGGCCUCCCAGGCGGGCGUGGAGCUCCGGCGGAAAGGGUCCCGCAUGUCCUCGGACUCCAUGGUCUCCAACCCCCUGUUCGACGCCAACGAGUACCCCGACAACUACGAGGCGGGCAGGGCCGAGGCCUGCGGCACGCUCUGCAGGAUCUUCUGCAGCAAGAAGACCGGCGAGGAGAUCCUGUCUAUCUACCUGUCCAGAUUCUACAUGGUUCUGAUCCAGGGCCUCCAGAUCUCGGACUCGGUCUGCCUGCCCGUUCUGGCCAGCAUCAUCCUCAACUCCUCCUCCCUCUUCUGCUCGGACCUGAAGGGUGUCAACCUAGUGGCCCCCUACUUCAUCUCCGCCUUGGAGACCAUCCUGCCGGACAGGGAACUGUUAAGAUUCAAGGCUUACGUCAACCCUGUGGAGCUGAGACGGUCGUCCAUCAGCAUCUUGCUCUCGAUGUUGCCUCUCCCACACCAUUUCGGCAACAUCAAAUCUGAGGUCCUUUUGGAGGGGAAGUUCAGCAACGAGGACGGGCCCCUCCAGGACAAAGCCUUCAGCUUCCUGUCCCUCAAAGUGCGGCUCAUCAAAGUCCUGAUCGGGGCCCUCCAGGCCGAGACGGACCCCCACAACACGCAGAUGAUCCUAGGUGCCAUGCUGAACAUUGUCCAGGAUUCUGCCCUUUUAGAAUCGAUAGGGACACAGAAUGAAAUGGCCAGUGUGGAUGGCAGCUUCACGUCCAUGAGGAGUCACAGCCGCAACAGCAGCGGUAUGAGCACGGGCAGCGGGGGGAGCUCUGAGGCCACCACCCCGGAGGCAGAGCGCCCAGCACACGCCCUCCACCGAGACUACGACAUGGCUGCUGGCUUGCUCACCCAGUGCAUCCACCUGGUGAUCCAGAAGCUGUCCUCCCAGUGGCGUCCCGACAUGGGCGUCUCCCUGGCCGCCCUGGAGCUGCUCUCCGGCCUGGCCAAGGUGAAGACGGGGGUGGACUCUGGGCACGUGGUGCUGGCGUUGGGCGCAGUGUGCUCCUACAUCGUGCACCAGUGCAGCCGCCCCGCCCCCCACCACUCGCGGGAGCUCCACUCCAUGAUCGUGGCGGCCUUCCAGUGCCUGUGUGUGUGGCUCACCGAGCAUUCAGCCAUGCUGGGGGAGAAGUACUGCCUGAUGGAGGUGCUGGAGAUCGUGGAGCUGGGGAUAUCGGGGAGCAAAUCCAAGGGCAGCGACCAGGAGGUGAAGCACAAAGGGGAGAAGGAGCAGAACCCCGCCUCCAUGAGGGUGAAGGAGGCGGCCGAGGCCACGCUAUCCUGCAUCAUGCAGGUCCUGGGGGCCUUCCCCUCGCCCAGCGGCCCGGCGUCCCCCUGCAGCCUGCUGAACGAGGACACGCUGAUCCGCUGCUCCAGGCUGUCCGCCACCGGCCGAAACAACUUCCGCUACUUCGUCCUGGACAACUCGGUCAUCCUGGCCAUGCUGGAGCAGCCCCUGGGCAACGAGCAGAACCCCUGCCCCUCUCUGACGGUGCUGAUCCGCGGGUCGUCCGGCAGGCACGCUUGGACCAUGCAGCUCCACCACCAGCCCAGAGCGGCACGCGCCAGCCAGAAGGUGUUUGUUCCUGAGAGCCGGCCGUCCCCUCAGAAUGACGUGGGAACUCACUACAAUGUGAAACACCUGUCCUUCCCGGAGGAGGCUUACAACAUCCCCUUUGUGAAAGCAGACGUGAGCAUCCCGGACCUGGACGACAUCGUCAGCAAGGAGCUGGGGGCUCAGCACGAGCGGCUGCAGAGCCUGAUGGAGCAGCAGGUGGAGUACGAGUCCGCCGUGGAGCGCCGGCGCCAGGACCUGUGGGACCGCAAGAGCUUCCCCGACCCGCACACCGACUGCAAGCCGCCCCCGCCCGCACAGGAGUUCCAGACCGCCCGGCUCUUCCUGUCCCACCUGGGCUUCCUCUCGCUCGAGGCGCUGAAGGAACCCUCCAACAGCCGGCUACCUCCUCACCUGAUCGCGCUGGACUCGGCCCUGCCCGGCUUCUUUGAAGACAUCGAGUACCUGGACCUGCUCCCCUGCCGCCCCUUUGACACGGUGUUCGUCUUUUACGUGAGGGCGGGGCAGAGGACCUAUCAGGAGAUCCUGAGGAACGUGGACUCUUCAGCCAAUGUUCAGCCGCACUUCCUGGAGUUCCUGCUGUCCCUGGGCUGGCCGGUGGACGUGAGCAGACACCCGGGCUGGACGGGGAACAUGGAGACCAGCUGGUCCAUCAACGCCUGUGGGGACGGGGAGGUCCAGCAGCAGGCAGAGGACGCUGUAGUGCUGGAGGACAGCGGAGGGGGUGUGUUCAACGGGGAGAAGAGAGUGCUGUACUACGCUGACGCCCAGACGGAAAUCGCCUUCGUGGUCCCGACCUUCACCGACACAUCCACAGCUGAUUCGUCAGAAGACAGCGAUCCCCCCAUGGAGGUGGAGUCCCAGAUUGACCCAGCUCCCCUUGCGCCCGGAUCACUGAACCUGACGCUGGACCUCCACUCCAGCCAUUCUGACAACAUGGUGGGACCCUUUCCGCGGAGCCCCUCUGUGAAGUCUAAGAAGCUGCCCUCGGGAAGAUCGGUUCCACAUCUGGGACCUGAGACCAAAGUUCUGGUGGUUUGGGUGGAGAGCUUUGAUGACAUCGAAAGUUUCCCCCUCUCGGAUCUCCUGGCAGAGACCAGUACCGGGAUGGAGUCAGCCUUGAACAACAGCACCGCCUCCUACAGGUCGUUCGGAGCGGAGAAAGAUGUUCCGGUCCUGUUCAUCCAGCCCCUGCGGACAGGCCUGUUCCGGAUCCGGCUGCAGGGCGUGGCAGGGAAGCUGAGCACAGUCAUCCCGCUGGUGGACGGGAUGGUGGUCAGCAGGAGAGCGCUGGGCUUCUUGGUGAGGCAGACUGUGAUUAAUGUGUGCUGGAGGAAGAGGCUGGAGAGCGACUCGUACAGCCCGCCGCACGUGCGCAGGAAGCACAAGAUCGCCGAGAUCGUGGGCCGCUACCGCAACAAGCAGCUGGAGCCCGAGUUCUACACCUCGCUCUUCCAGGAGGUUGGGGAGAAGGGCCCCAAUCUGUGACCUGCAGACUUUUACACGAGCUGCGCAGACUUUACACGGGCUGCGCAGACUUUACACGGUAUGCGCAGACUUUACAGCCAGUACAGUUUACAUGUGCUGCGCAGACUUUACGCGGGCUGUACAGGCUUACAAAGGUUGCUAGGGCCUUACGCAACCCGCGCAGACCUUUAACGAGACACUUUUUAUACAGAAUGUGACCUGUGGAGAGGCAGAUUUUACACGAUCUGUGCAGAGAUAAUAUGAACUGCGCAGAUGUUUACAGACAGCGCUUUACACAGACUGCACAUACUUUUUUAAAUUCAAAUCAGCAUUUAACCAUGACGUAAUUUGAAGGAAAGGUUUACAAAUCAAAAAGUUGAUACUGUUAACCCCCCCUCACCCCCCACCCCACCCCCGGUGCAAUGGGACUGAACUGGAACCUCAUCGUUUUCUUCCUUUCUUUUCUAAAAUGACACAAGGGGCAUCCUGUUGGACACUCACACACCCCAACUCUACCAUACAGAUAAUCAACACAAUACUGGUGUAUAUUUCCAUCUAUAUUUAGUUAGUUUGUGGUGAACGGAAAAGCUCUGUUUCAAGUAGUUAUGUAGACCCUUUCAAUACCCCCCCAUCCACAAACAAAUCCCUGGCACAGUCUGGAAUUUAAAUUUCUGUAUUCUCAGGUAGUUUACGUCUUUUUUUUAAUGUGUUCGCAUUUGUUUUUGUGUUUAAUGCACUUCAACGGUCUGACCUCUAGUGUAGGCAUUAAUAUUGCUAAUUUUAGGCCAUGUUCACCGGCUUCCAUUUUGGCUCCGUUUGGUCUUGCACUGAAAAAGUUGGCAUUUUAUUUUGAAGAGCAAUGUCUUAUAAAAAGUCAUUUGAAAAUGGCGCGGCCCAAGUGACACAGACCCCCCCCCCCAUGCCCCACACCGCCAGUAUGGCUUCUUUUGCACAUGGAUUUGGGUUGUCCACUGGUUUUGGGAACGAGCAGCCAACUGCCCUCUCUUCGUCCACUCCCCUACAUUCCUCCGGAGGUCAAAGUCUGCACGCGGUGAAUAUCUCGAGAAAAGAGUUCCUGUCUUUAACCCAGUGGGAUUUUGACUUUAGCAUUGGAUUUUUUUUACUCUGUUCUUUGUCUUUGUCUACCCGUUUUUCUUUAGUUUUUAUUGUGUAUGUUUUAAUGGAAGUAAUGGCUUCUUCCUCCUUCACUUCCUGGUUACGUCUGUGAUCGACUUACUGAGCCAUUAAAAUACCUGCUAGUGCAGUUUCAUUACAUUUGGCCUCUUAAUAUUACUUUUUACAUUGGAUUAUUCUUAAUCAGACAACCAAACACCUUUACCUGGUGUCGAUUUAAACUCUUAAAAAAAAAACUUUUAAAUCUCAUUUUUGCCAUGAUUAUAUUUUAGUAUUUCUUUUAAUAAGUUAAUAAGUUGGUGUUAUUUACUCAAUAACCCAAAUCCUUCUACUUACUAAGGAAUUAUGUUAAUAAAGAUUAUAGGUCUAUUUAGGAGAUACAUUUUUAUCUUUUAUUAUGUUGAAAUAAAAAGCUAUGUGAAACUUGAUGCAUUUGUUCCUGCCUCUUGAAAAAACCACUGGAAGAUGAAGAUUUCUAGAACAGCAUGCUGGAAAUUGCAGCGUUCAAUCUCAAUUUCGACUCAGCCAAAACUUGAUGUUCAGUUUUCCUCUCACAACCUUUUUUCGUUCCAUGUAAAUAAGGAAAUUUGAACUCUAGUUGUAUGGAAAUGGAGGACAAUAUGUACAUAUGAAUUUGUGACGUAUAUUUCUGUUGUCUGUCCACAAGGAGAGGGAGAAAAGACUUGUGUUUGUAUUUUUGCCAGUCACGUGUCCAAAAUAAACACAUUGGAUAUUGAAUGUAACACAUGAAUUAAAUAAAACAUUUUUGAGAAUGUCUCAUA
Molecule: messenger RNA, 6609 nt
Organism: Conger conger (European conger)
Lineage: Eukaryota; Metazoa; Chordata; Actinopteri; Anguilliformes; Congridae
Product: ral GTPase-activating protein subunit beta-like
Exons: 30
Coding region: 242-4714 (1490 amino acids)
Biological process (GO): activation of GTPase activity; regulation of small GTPase mediated signal transduction
Molecular function (GO): GTPase activator activity
Source: RefSeq, a predicted model, not a curated record